Harpia harpyja (harpy eagle) is the source of this 528-nucleotide messenger RNA. Its product is annotated as C-C motif chemokine 3-like. Gene Ontology annotation, biological process: positive regulation of GTPase activity; chemokine-mediated signaling pathway; lymphocyte chemotaxis. Bases 88 to 363 code for a protein of 91 amino acids. Gene Ontology annotation, molecular function: CCR chemokine receptor binding; chemokine activity. The transcript has 4 exons. Gene Ontology annotation, cellular component: extracellular region. NCBI's taxonomy places the organism in Eukaryota, Metazoa, Chordata, Aves, Accipitriformes, Accipitridae. The record is from RefSeq and is a predicted model, not a curated record.
UCCACUCCCAGCAGCCCCCCCAGCUCCAGCUCCAGCUCCAGCUCCAGCCCCAGCCCCACUCGCGAACCCCUCGGCCCCCGCAGCACCAUGAAGGUCCCCGCAGCCGCCCUGGUCGCUCUCCUCCUCGUGGCCGCCCGCUCCCCGUCCGAGGCCCAUCUCGACGGCGUCCCCACCACCUGCUGCUUCAGCUACCAGCAACGCCCCGUCCCGCGCGGCCUCGUCGCCUCCGUCUACGUCACCAGCAGCAGCUGCACCCAGCCGGGAGUGAUCCUGGUCACCAAGAAGAAGAAGGAGCUGUGCGUGGACCCCCAGGCGCCCUGGGUGCGGGCGCACCUGAAGCACUUCCAGGCCCUGAAGAACUGACCCUUCCACGCUGCCACCCACCGUGCCCCUGCUGCUGCCCCCGGCGGGCUGGGCUUCCAGCCCCAGGCACGCGGGAGCGUACUUGAACUGCAGCCGCCUUCAGCGGGAAAGUUUAUUUUAUUUAACUUAUUUAAGUUAAAAUAAAUAUAUUUUGCUAAGACAAGG